AUGAUGCUUUGCACAGCUGUCCGAUGUUGCUGCUAUGUCUCAUUGCUCGGCGUUGCACUCCUCCUCGCCGCCUCGGUGGUCACCCGUCCUGCCGUUGGGGCGACAAUGUCGGAUACGCUUGCCGCCUCCCUUGCGGACGGUGCUAGAGGUGGGCUGAAGCUCGGCAGGUACGUCAGGGACAGAGUCGUCAGUGCCGUGCCUCCCGCGGCGCGGCCCCACGUUCAUCACUUUCUUGCAGGAGCGACCUCAGUGGCAUUGGUGGGACACGGACUUCACUCUAUGCCAGGACUUUCGGGUUCCGCUGCCGCGGGCUCGACACCGUGGGCAAAGUCGUCUGGGAUCACGGCUCCGUUGAUGAACUUUGUCACGAUUGUUACGGCACAGCCAGUUGAGAAGCUCUUCUACGCGUUGGGCGGUAUUCUGGUGGAGUUGCUGAUCCUGCGUCUGCUAGUGAGCUCGCCGCGGCUUCCUCUCUUUGAUGGGCCCAUGCGUGGCGGCAAGGCAAAUGCGCGCAGGACGCUGAUGCACCGACUUUUCUCAACCCAUGCCGGCUGGGCACUACUCGUCCUGUGCGUUGCCGUCCCCAACGGUGUGGUUGAGGCAGGGCUGAUUGUCGUCAUGCUUACCCGUCUGCCACUCGAAAGCUAUGCCCCAGCACUAGUGAUUGGCAAACUCGCCCAGCCCUACGUUGCCGCCGCGCUGCGCGAGCUGCCGUGUGUGCAGCGCCUGAUGCAAACGACACUCUGGUUCACGGCAGAGAAGGAGGCCGCCGCCUUGUCGCUGUUGCCGCUGCACAAUACGGUGGUGGAGGUGACGCUGUGGGUGGUGGUGGUGGCACUCGUCCUACUGUUCGCUGCCAGGUUUGUUUGGGCCCAUCCAGCCACGGCAGCCGACGAGGACAACGGCGGGGCCACGGAUGACCUGAUGAAUGACAACGACGAGAGCAACGAGGAAUAA
Trypanosoma rangeli is the source of this 957-nucleotide messenger RNA. RefSeq lists its product as uncharacterized. NCBI's taxonomy places the organism in Eukaryota, Euglenozoa, Kinetoplastea, Trypanosomatida, Trypanosomatidae. The transcript has a single exon. The coding region runs from base 1 to 957 and encodes 318 amino acids. The record is from RefSeq and is a predicted model, not a curated record.